UUCACGCCAAAUGUGAUUACAGAAUGAAUGUGUACGGCUAGCCGGCUGAUAGCUUCGGCAAUGUUGUCACUAUCAGAAUGAUAUCACAGCGGGACAGAGGAGAACUCGCUCGGUUUUAUACAGUGACAGAUCCUACACGGCACCAGAAAGGCUACACUGUGUAUAAAGUCACAGCCAGGUUAAUCUCUCGGAAGAAUCCAGAAGAUGUCCAAGAGAUAAUAGUAUGGAAGAGAUACAGUGAUUUCCGGAAGCUACAUCAGAACCUCUGGCAGCUGUACAGGAAUGUAUGUAGCCAUUCUGAGCUAUUUCCUCCCUUCGCUAAAGCCAAAGUAUUCGGUCGAUUCGAUGAGUCAGUGAUUGAGGAAAGAAGACAGUGCUCUGAGGAUCUCCUGCAGUUUUCUGCAAACAUCCCCGCUCUGUACAGUAGUCAACACAUUCAAGAUUUCUUCAAGGGUGGAGAGAUCCACGACGGCUCAGAUCUCAUUGGACCAGCUGAGCCUUUCUCUGACUUCCUGGCUGAUAGUUUAUCAGACUGUAGUUCUGAUGUACAAAGAGACAUCAGUGGUGCAGAGGAGUUGACUGUCACAUCUGAGUAUGGGGGCCCUCCUAGUGACAGCGACCUGACCUCCCUGGCAGUGGAUACAGACUCUCUGGCUGAGUUGGAUGAUGGCAUGGCCUCAGGUAGCACCUCCCCAAACCAGCCACAGGGGGAAGCCACCAACAUCAGUAGUAGCUGCAGUCCUCGUUUGCCCUCGCUGCGUGAACGCCGUACCCUGUCCCCUGCCCCCGUCCCCGCCUCGUCAGCCCCUAACCCAGAGGUCAGCUGCCCAAAUCGAACACCACUCUUCUCCCGCAGUCUAAGGAAAACCAGCGGCGUCAACGCUACGGACGUAAAGUCGGACUACCUCGACAAAGCCAGUGAACUGAUCGGUUUUGCUGUACAAAAGGAAAGUGAGCAGGACUACCAGGCAGCGUUUUUAUACUACCGCAGUGGGGUUGACUUGCUGCUUCAAGGAGUACAAGGUGAACCAAGUGCCUCACGACGAGAGGCGGUGAAGAAGAAAACUGCUGAGUAUCUGAUGCGUGCAGAGCAGAUUUCAGGUCUACAUCUGAGAAGCAAUAUGGGUCAGGGAUCAACACAGACUGUGGCCUUUGGAGCUCAAUGCUGUUCUUCUUCAAGCAGAGGAGGGCAGCAGAGUCCGUCUGAUGAGCUGAUAGCUUACAGGGUGAUAGGUGUCAUUAACAAGGUUCUUCUGGUCAUUGACAAGAGGACACAGGAGACAUUCAUCCUCAAAGGACUGAGGAAAAGCAGUGACUGUGGGCAGGCUAAGAAGACUAUUAUGCCGCUCUCCGUGCCCCACAUGGUGCAGCUGAGAAAGUUCAUCAUCUCUGAAGACACUGUUUUCCUUCUGCUGCACUACGCUGAAGGUGGGAAGCUGUGGUCUCACAUCGGAAAGUACCUUCGUAAUUCCAGCCCAGAGGAGAGCUUUGACAUUCCUUUCAUCCAGAAGAGCCACACAACGGCUGUACAUUCUCCACACCACAUAAUACCACAGCUGGAUGCAGGUUCUGCUAGUUGUGAUUCGGAGCCAUAUGCUGGUUCACAUCUUGCUUUAGGCCUUCAGAAAGAAGGGGAAAUCCCUUUCAUGUCUCCUGUUAAAAGUGCCGUCCCUGCAGGGCUCCGGGACCAAAUUGGAGCUCAGACUGACUCUGGUGCGACUUCUGAGGAGGAGUGCACAAACAGUUAUUUGACUCUUUGCAAUGAGUACGAACAAGAAAAAGUAGAACCAGAUGCACUAGAAGAGGAGGUUGAUGAGAGGAGCGAGCAGGAAAUGCUUUCUUUGGAGGUGCCUAAUGCAACAGCAACAGCGUCUUCAUACAGCCGUUCGCUGCUCAGCAAUGACAGCCUUUCUUCCCCAGGAGGCUCUCAGGAGCUCGGCUUCUUCAGUGAGUUUUCUGAUAAGAGCGGCCAAACCCUUGAAACUGACCAGACCCGCAGUGAAGGACAUGAUCACAGUGAAGUUUUCAGUCCUUUACGAUCUCCCACAGAGCCUCUCUCUUUGGAUCAGUCCAAACACACACCGAUGGAAUUUUUCCGCAUUGACAGCAAAGACAGCGCUAGCGAGGUCACUGGCCUCGAUUUGGGGGAGCACUGGCAUUCUCAGAAGCAGCCGCCUCAGUUUUCUACGUCUGACCUAGGUUCAGAGGUCACCGAGGAGCUACCAGAGCUGGCUCGGGAAGUAAAGGGCCCAAGCUUGGAGUUGUGGGGGUUGGACAGUAGCGAUAAGGGGUUUAAUGAGUCAGUGCCUGUCAUCUCCUUUAAGGAGGCAGUAGUCGAAGAUGAGGGUCAUCCACCAGACUUGUUGGUCAAUCUUCCUGUAAUAAGUGGGACUGCAGACUUUACACAGGAGGAAUCAGAACCUUCAGGGGUGUGUUUGGGCCUUGAAGUUGCAGCCACUUCUCAAAAGUGCAUCCAGCCUGAUGUCUUGCAGCUACAUAGCCAGCAUGAGGACCUGGAGGAGCAGCACCUAGAACAAGAACUUUCAUCUUUCUCUACAGCCUCUGCAACUUGUGACAAUAGUCUUGCAUGUACUUCUCUAUGGGACGACAGCCUGGCAUUUGGACUUGAGGCAUGUGACAAAGCCUUUGACCAAGACGACAGUCAAAGCAGUGAUCACCACCUAGAAACAGGGGUUUUAAGUGAGAAACCUCAACCUAGUAUGGCAGGAAACACAGACUCUGCUCCAGUCCUCAGUGACACCACCACAACCUCUAUCUCAGCUAUGAACGGUACUCAGGCUUGCACAGUCAUUGAGAGUUUAUUAGAUCUUGAUGGUGAAUCAUCAGGAGUCAAUAAAGCCACAGGUGGCAGCGACUUUGAUAAAGAAGUGUCACGGCUGUUUGCAGAGUUAGACGAGCUGUCGUUGGCUGCCACCCAAGCUCAUAUCCCAGAGGAGUUUGUGCGAUGUUGGGCAGUAGAGAUUGUUACGGCCUUGGACUGUCUGCAUCAAGAGGGCAUCAUCUGCCGGGACUUGAAUCCCAAUAACAUCCUGCUUGACCAUCAAGGGCAUGUGCAGCUCACCUACUUUUGUAGUUGGUGUGAUGUGGAGGAAUCCUGUGACAAGGAGGCAAUGGCCAAUAUGUACUGUGCACCAGAGGUGGGAGGGAUCAGUGAGGAGACACCGUCCUGUGAUUGGUGGAGUUUGGGCGCCAUCCUCUUUGAGCUCCUGACCGGCACGUCGCUGCUGAGCUGCCAUCCAGCAGGAAUUGGCCGUCACACAGCUCUCAACAUCCCAGAGUGUGUUUCAGGGGAGGCCAGAUCUCUGCUGGAGCAGGUGAGAGGGAGCACCUACAACAAAACGAGGGUUCCCCCGACUCUAAUAAUUGAUUUUACUUUUAGGUUGUUCUUUGUGGGGGGAAAAUGUUGAAUCUAUAUUCAAUACUUCACUUUCGACAAAUGUUCAGUUGCUUAACACAAAUUGCAAAUCGGUUAAGAUUAAUCGUUAAAAAAAGAAAAAAAAGAAAAACAUGGUAUGCUUGUUGGUACUAUAUGAGAAUUUCCAAAACAGGAAUGCACUGGGAUUGUCUUUUUUAUUCAUUUAGUCAUCUCUCAGGUUUAUAUGGAGAAUGGUUGGAAAAAGAGAAAACAAUCACUGAACUGCAGCUGUUUGGAUGAAAAUGCCUUCAAAGGAAAAUGGAAAAAAAGGCAACAGUAGCUUAAAUAAACACUCCUUACAACCAAUGAAUUAUCCCCAAAACUGGAUAAUAACAGAUUUGAAAAAUGUUGCUUGGUUCAAACAGAUUUGAUUUUGACCACACCAUUUGGAUGCUGUGUUAAAUAACCUGGGGGAAAAAAAAAAA
Messenger RNA from Poecilia latipinna (sailfin molly), 3861 nucleotides. It is a transcript of the gene rps6kc1, whose product is annotated as ribosomal protein S6 kinase polypeptide 1. The transcript is spliced from 15 exons. The record is from RefSeq and is a predicted model, not a curated record. Gene Ontology annotation, biological process: protein phosphorylation. Gene Ontology annotation, cellular component: early endosome. The coding region runs from base 78 to 3428 and encodes 1116 amino acids. Lineage: Eukaryota; Metazoa; Chordata; Actinopteri; Cyprinodontiformes; Poeciliidae. Gene Ontology annotation, molecular function: ATP binding; protein kinase activity; phosphatidylinositol binding.